AUGCAGAGGGACGGUAGAGAGGAGCGUACGAAAUCGACUGGCUCAAAGUGGUUCGACAUGCCUGCCUUUGCCGGUGCAAACACGGGAAAGAAUCAAGAUGACGAACGCGCUCUCAUCAAUCCAAAAGGCAAAGAUGGUGAUGGAAGAGGACGAUCAGCCGAAGAAAUGCGAAGGGAAGUUCAAGCGAUUCGACUUCGUAAUGCGGUUGAUCCCAAAAGAUUUUAUCGUGGAAGUGCAAGAGGAGAGAUGGAUAUGCCAAAAUAUGCACAGCUAGGCAAGAUAAUAUCCGGAAAUGCAGAUGCUGCAUCUACGAUGACAAGAGAUCAACGUGGUAAAAGUGUUAUUGAUGAAUUAGUCAAAGAUGCUGAAAGUUCAGCUUAUGCAAAACGUAAAUUUAACGAACAACAAGUAAAGAGUAAUGUUGGUUGGAGUAGUCAUGUUCGUCGUCAUCAAAAGAAGAAAGGCGGAGUAAGCAAUAAACGUCAAAGGCGGUGA
Molecule: messenger RNA, 495 nt
Organism: Meira miltonrushii
Lineage: Eukaryota; Fungi; Basidiomycota; Exobasidiomycetes; Exobasidiales; Brachybasidiaceae
Product: Fcf2-domain-containing protein
Exons: 1
Coding region: 1-495 (164 amino acids)
Biological process (GO): RNA processing
Cellular component (GO): nucleolus
Molecular function (GO): RNA binding
Source: RefSeq, a predicted model, not a curated record